CACGCACGUGAUGUUGUCGUACCUCCUCUGGAUUCUGAUCUGCCUGCUUGCAGCAAAAUAAUUAAUGCAAAAAUGUGUUUAAAAGCUAUUUAGCAGUAGCUUUAUGUUAUGUAGCUUGACACCUCCACCGAUCGAGGCAUCGUGCUUUCAUUUACACAUCAAUCAUGGAUAACUAUAAACCUGAAGCCUUAGUAAAAUGCCAGCUCUGGAUAUGAGUCACAUGGCAGGUGGCAUGUUUUAGAAUAAGUGAGGUUAGAGAUAAUGCAACAAUGGAUUCUAGUAGUUCAAGCAGUGAUGGACAGAGAGAUAUUACAGUGAGCGUGGAGAGCAGCCAAGCACUUCCUGAAACGUUCGUAAAGAAACUUCAUGAUUUCUUUCGGGACAAUGCGCCAACUAAUUGUACAGUGCAGUUGACGUUGAAUGCCAAGACCAAUGACUCAGAAACACCCGACACGGAUCCACAGCAGGAUCAAGAGAACUUCUCUGGCCACCCUCGUGGCUACCGUCAAAAUCCCGAGGUCCCAGUUCUCCGUGGCAAGGAUCACUGCCAGUAUUGCAUGUGUGGACCCUGUGUGAUUCAGUUGCCUCCAGAUUUUCUGCGAGGAUCCUGUGGCCGUCAUCCUGCUAAUGAAGGGAAAAGGGAUAGACUCUACAGGAUGUUCUGGAAAUUACUGCGUGACUUACAGGUGUGGGUAGAUGACGAGUAUCUAGAAAGGAAGGAGCGUAGGACAGGGAGACACGGAAAGCGUGAAAUGAUUCCAAGAUGUGUCAUCACAGAAGUUAGGUCGAGGUACCCAAGUUGUGAUGGUACUUAUCAAGACUGUUGGACAAGAUUUGAGGCAGAGACUGACUACGCAUGAGACAUAGAGAGUGAAUGUAUAUAUGCACUCACGGAUUGACUGUCCCAGUAUAUGCUCGUAGUUAGUAAAGUAAUUGUCAUUGUCGCCAUCUGAUGAGUCAGAAUACUCGGGAGGCAUCACCCCAUAUUAUCUGAGUUCAUCUUCACUCACUCCCGUCCUCUCAAACAAACAAAAUUUACGAAUAGUCUGUAGUAACGACAGUCUUUUACUAACCCCUUCAUUGUAGUGACAAUUCAGUCGACGUAAAUCUUUGACCUUGUUA
Molecule: messenger RNA, 1122 nt
Organism: Halichondria panicea
Lineage: Eukaryota; Metazoa; Porifera; Demospongiae; Suberitida; Halichondriidae
Exons: 4
Coding region: 270-860 (196 amino acids)
Source: RefSeq, a predicted model, not a curated record